GCCCAUGCCAUGGCAAGAAGGCCGUAUGUAUUAACACAUUCGGGGGAAAUUUCAAAUGUCUUUGCGAGCCGGGAAAGGAAGGAGAUCGGUGUGACCAAGGUUCCCACUGCUUCCCUUGCUUCAGUGUACGAUGGAGAAACGUAACGUGCUCCGUUUACGACGACGCUCAGUUCAUGCGAUCAAUGCGCUUAAAGGCCACUGUGGUUGACAGGCAGAUGUCCAGAACAAAGUGUACUGAGGACAAAUGGGGCUUUGAUCAAAACACGGGAGAUAUGUGGGUGGCUCGUGGAUGUAGAGCAAGGUUCUGUGUAGACUUUGAAGCAAAGCCAAUGAUGCGUUGAGGCUAUCCAGAUGGCU
Molecule: messenger RNA, 357 nt
Organism: Owenia fusiformis
Lineage: Eukaryota; Metazoa; Annelida; Polychaeta; Sabellida; Oweniidae
Source: the annotation of a GenBank genome assembly